Messenger RNA from Rhopilema esculentum, 3372 nucleotides. Its product is annotated as solute carrier family 15 member 2. Lineage: Eukaryota; Metazoa; Cnidaria; Scyphozoa; Rhizostomeae; Rhizostomatidae. Gene Ontology annotation, cellular component: membrane. Gene Ontology annotation, biological process: transmembrane transport. Gene Ontology annotation, molecular function: transmembrane transporter activity. The record is from RefSeq and is a predicted model, not a curated record.
GGAUCAAGGCUCACUCUACACGACGUAAUGGCACAAAACAAAGGUGAGAAAAGUUGAGUGAAAUGUUAAAUGUUUAGUCGUCUUACCCGAGCUUUACAGAAUUGAUAUCACGUGGUAUCUACGUCUAACUUGCGCAGGAGGCCCGGAAGAACUUGUUACUGCGAUUAUAUCAUGCCUAAAGAUCUACGGUGUAAUAUGAGCCAAGUAGAUUGAGAGCGAUUUGUUUGAAUGGAACAAUCAUUACGGCCAACACAAGAGAAUUCAAAGCGUCGUCUCUGAGACAGACGAAGAAACUUUGAAGAAGUGCUUAUCUUCUGGCAGUGUCAGAAAAUGGCGGGAGAAAAGAAGAACAACGGCAUUGUGAUCGAGGAUGGAAAAGAUGGAGAUGAAAAGGCAACCGAGUCAUGUGUCGGUCAGAUGCAGAGAAUGCCGAAACAAACCUGGCCCAUCUUGAUAACAGAAUUAUGCGAGAGGUUCUCCUACUAUGGCAUCAAAACGGUUCUGGUUCUUUAUCUAACGCAAGAUCUUAUGUAUGAAAAGUACAGAGCAAAAUCCAUCUACCAUGCCUUUAGUAUGGUCAGUUAUUUUACUGGAGUGCUUGGUGCAAUGAUGGCUGACAGUUUUCUUGGAAAAUUCAGGACCAUUGUGCUUUCCUUACUUGUCUACAGCAUCUCUGAAAUCGCAUUGACCAUCACGUGUGUUCCAUCAAUUGGUCGCACCUUCAAAGUUGGACCAUUGAUUUCGUUGUUUUUGACGGCCAUUGCAUGUGGCAAUAUCAAGCCCUGUUUGGCCGCUUUUGGAGGAGACCAGUUUGACCAAAAAGAUACGACGCUUAUUGGCAAAUUCUUCUCCAUGUUUUACAUGGCAGUCAAUGUCGGCGCUACGUUCACCAUGAUAUUCACCCCAAUGAUUAGAACCGAUGUUAAAUGUUUUGGUGGGGAUUGUUAUCCAGCAGCCUUUGGUGUUCCAACUCUGUUUAUGGUUAUUGCUACAGUGUCUUUCCUUAUUGCGUCAAGCUGGUAUGUGAAGAAGAAGCCCGAGGGAAAUAUGAUGCUUCGAGUCAUCAACAUUAUUUGUUAUGCUAUUAAGCAAGGAUCUGAAAAUCGCAGCAAAGGAAUAAAAUACGAUCACUGGUUGGAGCAUGCGCAAGACAGCUACUCGAUGGAUGAAAUUAACGAUGUGAAGGCAUUGUUGAAAGUGCUUAAGAUGUACAUCCCUCUUCCGGUAUUCUGGGCGUUAUUCCAUCAACAGGGGUCAAGCUGGACGCUUCAAGCAGAACAGAUGGAUGGCGAUUUGGGCUCUCUCGGAACAUUGAGAUCGGAUCAGAUUCAGUUUUUCAAUCCAGUUUUGGUCUUGAUUCUCAUUCCAUUCUUCGAUGGCCUUGUCUACCCGAUCUUUGAACGAUGUCGCUGUGGCUUGACGCCUUUGAAAAAGAUGACUGGAGGACUUAUUUUGACCGCCAUCGCUUUUGCAGUUUGUGGUUUUGUUCAAAUUAAAAUUCAGACUGUCAACUCUCCUCCAACAGCACCAACAGGAAGCCAGACUAGUGUUGAAUUUAUCAACGCUGCCCCCUGUUCAAAAGUCAUGAUUGAGCCGGAUUCUUUCUUCAAGAUCGAGCUUGGGUUUGCACAGCGGUCCAGCUUCAUCAGUGGAGAGGCUGGUACAUAUAAAACGUUUCAAGUAAAGAUGGAUGGUUGCAGCUUCCGUAGCAGGAAUUUUACGGGGAGAUUUACCGUUCGAUUUAAUCAGACUUACCAAACUGUGAUCAUUUAUUCAAAUGGGACAUCAGUGGAGGCCAAAAGGCUCGAUCGUGACUUUGGCAAGGCUGAUGUUACAACCGCAAAUAGCCGAAUAAGGAUUAUAUACAGUCCAGUAUCAAUAACACCAAAUCUGAACGUGCAACUUGAGCAUGUGAUAGAGGAAAAGAAAAACAAACAAUUCAGCGUUAAACCACAAGAAGAAACAAUAGAUAAUGCCAUUCUGGCCGACGAAUACACAGCUUCUGCCACGAUGCAUAAUACCACAAUGAAGGUAGAUCUGGAGCUAAGCAACAAGUACAUGAAACUGGGUACUUUUGGUGCGUAUACUCUUGUCAUUUCACAACAGAUGGGUACUACAGAUCCAAAAAAGCUGUAUGGCAAAUUUUAUGAGGAUAUCAAAAGCACGUCUGUUCAUCGAAUCUGGCAGCUGCCUCAGUAUGUUGUCAUCACUGCCGGGGAGGUUAUGUUCUCUGUUACCGGCCUGGAAUUCGCCUACUCCCAGGCUCCACAUAGCAUGAAAUCUGUCUUGCAAGCGUGUUGGCUUUUAACUGUAGCAUUUGGCGAUCUGCUAGUAGUUAUUUUCUCAGAGGCAAAACCAGUCACAGGAGUGGAAAAAGAGAUGUUUCUGUACGGCGGAUUCAUGGGUAUUGUCGCCAUCAUCUUUGGUAUUAUGUGCACCUUCUACACAUACUCUGACUUCAGCGGACGGGAAAAGGAAGAGCCACUUGAUGACAAGGCAAUUCUGGGUGAAAACGGUAUAACUCCAAGCUCAUCUACAACAACCUUGUAAGCUGUAUCACCUCUGCCAAAGUAACAGGAAGAGACAAAGAACCAGGAAAUGUCGUAUAGAUACUUUAUGCUUUCAAAUGCUUUCUUUCGCUUCCAAGUAAAAUACAUUCGUAAAAGUCUAUUGCUUUGCUUAUAGAACAUCAAACCCUAUAGAUUGCGAACGUUUCUCCAAUAAACACCAUAUAAAACUGGCACAGAUACAGACAUAAUAGUAGGUUUGGAUAUAAGUGAAAACUAGACCAAAAUGUCAACGGGUGAUCCUCUGCGAAGGAAUAUACCUAUGGAUGUUUUGUACGAAAGAUUUCACAAAGAUCCAUGGAAAGAUUUUUAUUAUAUUUCAGCACUUUUGUGACGUCAUCAGCGCGUUUGUCCGCGUGACGAGAAAUACCCAAUCCCAUUUUUACCGUCUUUUUCGAUUUUAGCAGGGACAUCUUUUAGCUGUAUAUAAUCUGAAAUCGCUUGAUUUUGAUGCAGAAAUUCAUCAAUGUUCAUUAUUUCUAUCGAAUUCAUAGCAAUAAUAAGAAAUCGUAUAGGGAUCUAGAAAAUUGGCCAUUUUCUUAUUCGUUGUUCUUAUUCUUAUUCUUAUUUCUUAUAACGUUGACAAUGUAAAUUCUUAUUGAUUCAUGAUUCUCUAUUCUUAGGAAUAUUUUCGAUUUUGUCAUCAUAAGAUAUGUAGACCUAGUAAAGAUGAAUUAGUAUAUAAUUUGAUAAAUGAUCCAUGAUCACAGAAUUUAUGCAUAAAUAUUGUUAAAAUUGACGCAGGAUUUUCAAAAAAUGAUAUAUUUUAUUGAUUAUUGUGAUUUUAUAAACGCUGAGCGUGAAA